Messenger RNA from Humulus lupulus (European hop), 1044 nucleotides. RefSeq lists its product as uncharacterized. The transcript has a single exon. The record is from RefSeq and is a predicted model, not a curated record. Lineage: Eukaryota; Viridiplantae; Streptophyta; Magnoliopsida; Rosales; Cannabaceae. The coding region runs from base 1 to 1044 and encodes 347 amino acids.
AUGGUUCAGAUGAUUCAUAUACGGAGUUCGAGGAAUCUUUCUUAUAUGGGGCGAGUAACUCUUAUAAACUCAGUUUUGAUCUCAAUUCAUUCUUAUUGGGCUCAAAUCAUGAUUUUGCCUAAACUUUUGUUGAGGAGGAUGGAAUCAAUUUGUCAAGCUUUGCUUUGGAAAGGGACGGCUAAAGGCUCGAGUCCGGGUCAAGUAGCGUGGGAGAAUGUUUGUCUUCCUCAAUCGACUGGAGGUUUAGGAUUUCGCAAUGUGAUUAAUUGGAACACAGUAGCUAUGGGGAAAUAUGUUUGGGCGAUUGCUGCUAAAAAGGAUAAUCUUUGGGUUAGAUGGAUACAUAGUGUCUACUUGUCUAAUGGGAAUUGGUGGAAUAAUUCAGCCCUCCCUAAUUGCAGUUGGUAUUGGAAAAAGAUAGUAGCAGUCAAGGACAUCAUAAAAACUAAGAUUGAUUUGAGCACUUUCAUCGCUGAAGGAUAUAGCAUCCAACAACGGUAUGCCUUUCUUUAUCUGAUUACUAAUCGAGUGCAAUGGAACAAUUAUGUUUGGGGAAGACUCAAUAUUCCCAAGCAUAGAUUCAUUUUUUGGUUGGCAAUGAAGGAGAAACUUCGCACCCGAGUUCAGAUUAGUAAAUAUGAUCCAUCUAUUGAUCACUCUUGCCUACUGUGUGGAGAUCAAGAUGAGGAUGAGCAGCACUUAUUUUUCGCUUGCCCCUACAGCCGAAGUUGCCUUGCUCGACUGAAAACCUGGCUGAGUUGGAGAACUCGAGCAAAGGAUAAUGGCAGAUUACUUCUUUGGAUAGAUAAAGCAAAACAAAUCAUCAAGGUGAGGAAACAAAUCAUUAUUGUUGUUCUGGCAGCCCUUGUUUACCACAUUUGGUUAGUAAGGAAUUAUGCUCUUUGGAAUCACAAAGUCUGGUGUAUUAAUCAUACUGUACAGAGAAUGCAAAAUGAGGUUAAAUUUCGAAUGUUUCAUAUAAUGCCAAGGAAGGCAAAGAAUGUAUAUAGAGAUUGGUUUGAGUAUACAUGUAGUGUCAUAUAG